Molecule: messenger RNA, 1578 nt
Organism: Pistacia vera
Lineage: Eukaryota; Viridiplantae; Streptophyta; Magnoliopsida; Sapindales; Anacardiaceae
Product: nucleolar and coiled-body phosphoprotein 1
Exons: 7
Coding region: 156-1490 (444 amino acids)
Molecular function (GO): protein binding
Source: RefSeq, a predicted model, not a curated record
AUGUAAUUAUAAGGGAUUGUCUGCCUUAAAACAGUUAACACGAGCAAAAGCCUAAAGUCUUCCAAAACCCUAAUUCGCUCUCCCUGAGACAGAUUCUUGGUCCUGUAACUGUUCCCGGGCUGAGCUGAAAAAGCUCUUGCAUUUUAAGUAUUUAUAUGCUUAAACAUAAAACCCUAAUUUCAGACCCAAUAAACCCUAGCCUCAUAUCAUUCAAGCCUCGCCAAGUAUUACUUGCAAACCAAAACAUGAAGCACGUCAUUGACAAGCCCUCCGCCCCAGCUUUAAAAUCGGAACAGAAGGCUCUCCUCCUUCGCUCCGUAGCUGGCUACUUGAACUCCAAUGGCUUCUCCAAAACUCUUAAGAAGCUUUUAUCUGAAGCACAAAUACAGAAAGAUGAUUUCAUUGGUUGCACUUUGGAUUUGGAGGACAUGUGCUACAAGUAUUUGGAGGCAAUUGAUCAUGGAAACACAAAUUUCAGCAGACAGAAUGUACAAGAUUUAUUUAUGAAUGGCAAUUCUAAAGGCAUCAAAGAGGCUAACGUGGUUGUUGGCGUAGGAGUUGGUAAGAAAAAGAAAAAGAGAAGAGAUUGGAAUGGUGAUGGUGAUGGUGAUGGUGAUGCUAUAGUUAUUCAAUCAGAAGAAUCUGGUAAAUUUGCUGAUUAUAAGGAGAUUAAGCAGGUGAUACUGGAUGAUAUGGUCCCCGAAUUGAAUAAAAAAUCUACAGAGAAGAGAAAAAGUAAAAAGAUUUCUGAUGCUAUUGGAGAGGUAGAGCAAGUCAGCAUUGAUUUAUUAAAGAAGUCUACUGAUGAUGGUGUGCGUGACUCAGAGUUGCAUGAGUCUGAAAAGAAACAUAAGGAAAAAAAGAAGAAAAGCAAGUUGGAUUCAAGUGGAACUGAGUCUAAAAAGGAUGAUAAUAAGACAUUUGAAGAAGAUGCAACUGUUAAGGAGAAGAGUAAAAGUUCCAAGAAAAGAAAAAGAUUGGAUGGUGAAGAAAACAAUACUCAGCCUAUUUACGAAAAAGAAGUUGAAGAAUCCAAACGCAGGAAGACAAAGGGUUCAGAAGAACAGAAAGAAAGCUAUAAAGUUGCGGAGGUGAAAGCAUCUUUGGGAACUAAUGAAGAUGCUAGUAAACAAAGUAAAGACCACCUUGGUCAAGUGAAUGCAAAUCUUGAGAAAGAAUAUAAAUCUUCCCUGCAUAAAUCCGUUAAGGAAGUGAAUGGUUCAGCAGAGCCAAGGACAGUUGUUCAAGCAUUUCAGAGAGUAAAAGUUGAUGAGGUGGACUUUACUGAUGAGAGGCUUAAAGAUAAUUCAUACUGGGCAAAGGAUGGUGCAGAUAGUGGCUAUGGUGCUAAAGCACAAGAAGUGCUAGGCCAAGUUAGAGGAAGGGAUUUUCGACAUGAAAAGACUAAGAAGAAGCGAGGGAGCUAUAGAGGAGGGCAGAUUGAUCUCCAAUCACACUCCAUUAAGUUCAGUUAUUCUGAAGAAGAUUGAUGAGGAACAUUUCUGUGGGGCCAAUUCUGCUUUUUGGUCGUCUUCAUUGUUAUGGAGCAUGCAUACAUGGACUGUCAUUUGCCUAGAU